CACCCCCAAUUUUCCCCUCUGCGCCGCCGCCCCCAAUUUCCCCUCUGCGCCGCCACGCGCCAGAGAUGACCGCGCCCGACCACCCGAUUCCGCGCCUCUCGCCGCCGACGAGGGCCACGCCGGCGAUCUCCCCUCAGCCCGCCUGCCUCCUCUUCCCUCUCUGUUCUCCUCCUCUCUCCGCCCCCUGUUCAGCAGCGACCGCCCAAACUCGCCCCGAUCCAUGGCCAUCUCCUUCCGCCCAGCUCCGGUCCGUCACCGGUCGUCCGUGGCACGAGCGCUGCGCCUCCUCUUCAACCUCCUCAUUCUGCUCCACUCCUCCUGGACUGCCCACGUGCGCCUCCCCAGCCCCCAUGGACGCCUUCUGCGGAGCUGAGGUAUCGACGGUUGACCGCCGCCAUGACCGGCCUCGUGCGCAGCUCCCUGUCGCCAUCCCCUGCGCCUCCUCCCGCGUCUCCCCCAUCUCGCCUAUGCAGCACCGUGGCUGCACGUCGCCAGCGCCGUCUGCUGCAGACCCGCUCUCAACCCCCUGCGGUUCUUAUUGGUCUCUUCUUUGGAUGAGCUUUCUGAACACAGUCUGAAGCUUCCAAGAAGAAAAUUCCAUACUCUACUACUGACUUGCUUUCCGGUGUUCUGGUGAGAGAAAAUUUAGAAGCCAAGUUGUGCUAUAGGACAUAGGUAAACCUGCUUAUCUCAUUUAACUUAUGUUCUUGGAAACUAUCCUAAUAUCCUCCUGAUGCUUCCUAUUAUGUUUACACAUACCACUCUAUGGCAACGUGAAGAUAUACUAUGCCAAGGAGCUAAAAAAGGCGCUUGUUUUAUGAGUGCUCAGGCUCUGGUCUGACUUGUGCGGGCAAAGUUGAAAAAUGGUCGUAUGAGCCGAGUCACAAGGAACAAAGGAGUUCUUCAGUGAACUGAGGGAGCAUUUGACAUGUAUCGUGUAUGUGUACACGCACAUUUAGAUGGAAUGUGCUUAUGUUCCAGGGAAACAUUGUUUGUGCUUUAUUCGAUAUCAAAGAAAUAUUGGCAGGAUCCUACGCUUCCAUCAUUAGGGUUAAGCCAUAUUUACUGAAAUUUUUCUAGAGCUAUUCCCAUAGCCCAAACAAUGAAUUCUAGAAGCUAUGUAUUUUAGGCAAGAUCCGUCAGCGGCGAGGUACCCGAGUCUGAAGCAAUGCAGCAAACGUCCAAGUGAUUCUCCUGACCACGGCGGGGUACCCAGGUCCAAUGUGAUUAAGUGGUAGACACGGCAGUAGCAGAGUUGAUCAGCUCCAAGCAGCUUUGCAAUCGUAUACAUAUGUUCUCACCACAAUUAACUACACGUAGGCUCUGUCUCCCUCCUCUCCUGAGAAUUUGACAAAUGUUGUUAUCAAGGCAUUUUGUUCUUCUAAUCGAUUCUAGAUUAGAUAAACAUGUACUAUGUGUUUCAUAUGAACUGUUAAGAACCCAACAACACAUGGUUAUUUCAUCAAUCUUAUCAUCUUUUAGUUAAUGGAAUUAUCUAUUGAUUGUAGUAUUAAGUUUGCUUGUGUUUUCAGCUAAAAGAAAGGAAAAAAAGGAACAACAUACAUUUCUGCAUUGCUUCAUCCUUGCGGCUGAGAGAGGCAUGCGUUCUCCUGUGAAGAGUGCAUAAAUUGUUUUUAUUCGCUUGAUAUUUAUUUAUGCCAGCUAAUUUGCAGGUCUUACAAUUAAUACUAAUCUUUAGGCACAGGACCAGGACCACAUGGAUUGCAUCAUCUGGUUUAUGAAAUACUGAAUAAUGUUGUUGGUGAAGCUCAAGCAGGCUAUGCUACUGAGAUUAAUGCAGUCCUUCAUGAUGACAAUUCAGUUAGUGUAACUGACAACGGCCGUGGGGUAUGCAGUUCCUAAAACCUAUGAAAGACUUCCUGAAUGUUCAAUGCUUCUACAAAUAUUGUGGAAAAAGUAAUUGUUAUGUGUUCAGUUUUGUGCUGCUGCACGGUGUUUCAACACCCUGAACAUGGCGAUUUCGGGGCCUAUAGGAUGGUAGAUGCCUGGGCCCAUGGCUGCGAGCUCGGCCAUAUAGGCCCUUGAAAACUGACGGCGACACCUCUCUUCGGGCAGAAUGUUAUGCACAAGCACAAUGCCGCGACAAUUUUCAGAGUCAUAGACCCGCUGGGAAUUAGUGUUUGUGUUUUUGUUUUUAUGACGUCUGAACUUUAGCAGACAAUGUUCACUCACACAUGGCACAUGUGCUAAACCAGCCGGCUGUUCGUUGGAAAGUUAUACGAAAUCCGAAGCAAUCCAGC
Messenger RNA from Triticum aestivum (bread wheat), 2261 nucleotides. RefSeq names its product keratinocyte proline-rich protein. The transcript is spliced from 3 exons. The coding region runs from base 66 to 578 and encodes 170 amino acids. Lineage: Eukaryota; Viridiplantae; Streptophyta; Magnoliopsida; Poales; Poaceae. The record is from RefSeq and is a predicted model, not a curated record.